UGCACUGCGAAGGAACAUGGCCGACUCUUGCCUAGGAGUGCUAUCCACACGAGAAUGAAUGUGCUGUUUCCGUGUCACAUCAGAUGACAUUCCUUAAAAAAUAAUCUGAGAUCUUAGUCUGACAAGUUACUCUGACAGAGUAUGUGUUUGUAAUCGCGCUGUGAGGAGCCGACGAGUCCCUGCGAUCAUUUCCGGAGCACCUUCCUGUGACAGCUGACCAGAGCCAAGAUGGCAGGAGUCGUAGCCAAGCGUGAGGGACCACAGUUCAUCAGUGAAGUAGCUGUGAGGGGAAACGCAGCAGUGCUGGACUACUGCCGCACCUCUGUAUCCGCCCUCUCUGGAGCAACGGCUGGCAUCCUCGGGCUGACUGGACUGUACGGCUUCAUUUUUUAUUUCCUAGCCUCUUUCCUCCUUUCUCUGCUGCUCAUUCUCAAGGCCGGGCGGCGGUGGAACAAAUGCUUCAAAUCGCGGCGGCUGCUCUUCACCGGGGGCCUUGUCGGAGGUCUUUUCACUUAUGUCCUGUUCUGGACUUUCCUGUACGGAAUGGUGCAUGUGUACUAAAAAGAUCUACCACAGAUAUCCCUGAAUUAAUCCCAUCUAAUGCUAAACCAAUAGUAAUGUCUGCCCUGCUGUUUGUAGAUAAGCCUUUAGAAGACUUCUUCCAUUAAGAACUGAUGAUUAAACGGAGGGUGUAUCAGUAAUAGUAUGCAGAAUAAACUGUUCUCUUAUCCUUCCUGCUCCACGUUUAACUGUUUAACCUGUAACUCCCAAUCUGUGCUCACCAUCAUCCAUACAAGGAGAAGAGCCACAGUUAUGAUAAUGUAGGUUGUAGUGCAGCAGAGAUCAAAACUGCUAACAUCCUGACAAGGUGAAAGCACUUUGCAUUUCAUGUACAAUACUAUGGUUAAUUUAUAACAAAUCUGAUUACUGAUUGAAAUAAAUACCUCUUUACAAUGUG
Molecule: messenger RNA, 958 nt
Organism: Epinephelus fuscoguttatus (brown-marbled grouper)
Lineage: Eukaryota; Metazoa; Chordata; Actinopteri; Perciformes; Serranidae
Gene: emc6
Product: ER membrane protein complex subunit 6
Exons: 2
Coding region: 229-561 (110 amino acids)
Biological process (GO): protein folding in endoplasmic reticulum; autophagosome assembly
Cellular component (GO): EMC complex; endoplasmic reticulum; membrane
Source: RefSeq, a predicted model, not a curated record